AUGGAAAACAUUUUCGGCUUCCCGUUUGAGCUCACGGUUGCGAUCUACGGCGUGAUCUUGGACGUCUACCUCUGCCUCGGCGCGUUCAUCAUUUUGAGUCUCUGGAUGCUCUCGCUCCAGUACCUCGAGGUCAACAAGACCGCCGGGUACCUCCUCCCGAUCGUCAAGGACGUCAUGGGCGACGUGUGGGACUUUCUCAUCUUCUACGGCGUCUUCCAGUGCGGCCUCACGUGCGCGUAUUACUUUAUCUUUCAGCAAAAGUCCGACAGCUACAAGACGCUCUGGGCCAGCUUCCGCGCGACGUACUUUGUCAUGUACGGCGAGAACGGCGUCGGUGACUUCAACGCCAAGGACGACGACACGAAGGAGCACCUGCUUCAAGGUCCGAUCAUGCACUUUGGCUUCAUUCUGCGCAUGUUCCACUGUGCGGUCAUGGUCGUGCUGCUUCUCAACUUGCUGCUUGCGAUGAUGAACAAGACGGUCGAUCGCAACUGGGCCAAGCUCCAGUCGCGGGCGCUGGCGAGCUACGCGCGCUGCGUGCUGCGCCUCGAGACGAUUCUUGGACACACGGAAGCCGACCGCGAUGCGAUGAACCGGAUCGUUUUUCAAAAGCAGUGGUUUGGCGAGCGCGCGCCGUUGAUUCGCGGCAACCAGCCCGCGCUCAACCCGAUCUUUGCCGAGACUGUGCCCAAGCAGAGCCUGACGCCAAGCACCGACAUCGACGAUCUUGAUGCGAUGCAGGAAGCCAAGGUUGCGGAUGCGACACUGCAGAGCGAAGCCGUCGCCAAGCAGCUGCAGGCGGCGAUGGUCGACAUUGACGCCAAGCUCGAGGCGAUGCGCGCCGCCUUGCAGCAAACAACGCCUUUGUAACGCGAGAUCCUUCUCCCAACCUUGCUUCGUGGUGUUGCCACGUAUUGGCG
This is a messenger RNA of Saprolegnia diclina VS20, 920 nucleotides long. RefSeq lists its product as hypothetical. The coding region runs from base 1 to 870 and encodes 289 amino acids. Gene Ontology annotation, molecular function: monoatomic ion channel activity. Gene Ontology annotation, biological process: calcium ion import across plasma membrane. The record is from RefSeq and is a predicted model, not a curated record. Gene Ontology annotation, cellular component: membrane. The transcript has a single exon. NCBI's taxonomy places the organism in Eukaryota, Oomycota, Saprolegniomycetes, Saprolegniales, Saprolegniaceae.